Messenger RNA from Prorocentrum cordatum, 1857 nucleotides. The record is from the annotation of a GenBank genome assembly. NCBI's taxonomy places the organism in Eukaryota, Dinophyceae, Prorocentrales, Prorocentraceae.
GGGCUUCGCAGCGGCCGCGCCCUUGCGCGGCGGCCCCUGCAGCGCCCCGCCGCCCGGCCUCGGUGCGGGCGCCCGCCCCCACGCGGAGGGCUGGGGGCCGGCCCCCGAGGCAGCGCCCAGGCCGUGGUCGCAGGCCGCGGAGGUCUGGUUGGAGCGGCUGUCGCAGCUCGACGGGCGGGAGCUGCGCGAGCUGUGCGAGGAGAAGGGGCUAAUCCACGCCGGCAGCGAGGCGGACCUGAGGGCCAGGCUCGUCAUGUGCCCGGGGUCCGCGAGGCUGCUGAAGCGGCCGGGGGGCGCCGGCCAGGGCUCGGCCCGGGCUGCGCCCCGGUGACCCCUGCUGCGGCGCGUGGUCCUCCAGGGCACACUACGGACACGCAGAACGAUGACGACAAUGAUGGUGAUGACGCAGGGCUUGAUCAUGGCGUCCGCGAUGAUCGACCCGAAGCCGACUGGAGCGGCGGCGGUGGUGGCGCUGGUGGAGAUCACGACCAUGGCACUUCUACUCGCCCUCGCUCGCAUGAUAGUCCUGGCGGUCCGACUGGCGACCGUCGUGUUCGUCUCGUCUUCGUCAGAGGCUCUUCGACACCAACCAACUGCAGGUCAAGAACACCUUCGUGGAGUACGCUGACGGCGAGAUUUCCUUGCCUUCUGGCGUGCGGCCGCGGGCCUGAUCUUUGCCGCCACCUGCUCGGGGCUCCGACGCCGGAGCUUUUUACAUUGGCUCUGAAUGUGAUGAAGAUCUUUGGGCUGAGUACGACGACCUGUUUUUCCCGGCAGUGCCGACCUUCCCUACUUUCGGCAUAGAUUUCCACUCUGUCGAGAGCUCGUUCCACAGGUUGCAGGCGGCGCUGGCCCGGUGUGAUAAGUACGCUGUGGCCGUCUCCGGCGUCACUUGGGAAACCAGCCAGGAGGCCGACAUGGAAUGCAUAAUGGACCACUACGACAUGGAUUCCGUUGUUCGUCAUGAGGUUGUCCGUUGCGGCCCCGAAGACAUUCGUGGCACAGCGGUUCGUCGUGAGUCUCGUCUUGAUGCUAUUUGUCAUGCUCUUGAGAGUUUAUGACCAAACUACGCGUGCGGAGCCUCACGUUCAUGAAGCUGUUCGUCCUGAGCCCCUCCUUGAAGCUUAUCGUCAUGGUCGCGAGGACGCUCCUGGUCAAGCGGGUCGUGUCGAUCCUCUUCUUGAUGGAGCUGUUCGUCCGGGUCCUCUCCAGUCCCUCCGGGUCUCACCGUGAUCAGCUUGCGUGCUGAUUUUGUUCAUCAUGCGGUCCUUGAUGGCUCCUUAGCGGCGACGCGUGAGUACUGCCUUCGCGUGUGGUAGUGCGCUUCCAAUUGUGCUGACCGUAGGCUUCUCCUUUGGGGCUGCGAUUCCAUCGGCAAAUCCAAGAAUAUAUAAAACAGACAUAUUGAUAUUUAAUUGUAUGUAUUUUUUCCGCCGUCGCCUGCCCCUAUGCACGCUUUCGGCUACAGAGUGCUAGUCAGCCAGCCUUGUCGUAACGCAGCCUUUCUUUCUUUGUCUCGGUAGCAUGCCGGCCCACUGUUACGACGCUCCGUUCUUUAAUUGUUUUGAUAAUCCCAGCGAUCCGAGUAAUCAAAAGUACGGAAGGGGGGGGAAUACACAGCAUUCUUUCUUUGUGCGCACUUUGGUUGCAAACAGUGCUGAGCACGCCUAUUGCCGCUUUUCCAAGAAGUGGCCGAAAUAUUACGCGUGCCAUUGUGGAUGACCCGCGCGUGCAUGAACUUUUGGAUAAGGAUUAUUUCUUCACCCCCAAUAUGGUAGUGACAGAGCCGUUCCGCCUCGGAGUGCAGGCAGCUCGGACUGGUGGCCGAUACAGCAGAAUGCCGCGCGCGAGCCGUGA